CUUUCGUCAGACUAAAGCGUCUUUUCGCAUUCGGAUUUCGGAGCCUUGAACUCUUGAAUUCUUGAUCACGAGCCUCCUCCAAAGUCCAAACCCCAGCCAAGCCAUGCCGGAGCGAGGCCUACCCGGCGGCGCCGCUGUCGGGCCCCACCGAGUCCGCCCCGAUCAGAUCGACCCCGACUGGCUCUAUGCCCUCCAGCACGUCCUCCCCCAAAUCGAUGCUCGUACCUACGUCGCCGAGGACCCUGCCAGCGGCGGCGCCGAGCUCCCGUUCAGGGCGGACACCCAUGGUGAAGUCAUAAACGCCCCCGUACCCUCUCCGGCCCGGGAAAGAAGCAAGCGCCGGGUGGAGGAGGAGAACCUGUCGGCAGACGACUCCCCCAUCCCUUCCCCGGCCCGGGCAAGAGGCAAGCGCCGGAUGGAGGAGAACCCGUCAGCGGAAAUCCCGUGGUACCAGGCCAACCCCAACAUAGACAAGGAUUUCCGCGUAUUCCUCCAGCACGCGCGCAUGGUGAAUGCCCGUCUGGUGCUCGAGAAGGACGGCCAAGUUGUCCGCUACGAGCAGGUGCCAGAGUCUGCAGCUGGUGCUUUUGCUUUUGGGGAGAAGGAGAAGGUGGCGGUGACCAGCACGAAUAAUGGACCUGCAUCGGAGUCGGAAUUCCCAUCGGAGUCUCACGGCCCCGGUUUCUCUGCACUUUGUCAGAAGGGAUUGCAUGGUCUUGUAUGGCCUACACAUAUCAUGAAGAGACCAGAAUCAAGGUUCAAGGAAAGGUUGAUGCAAGUUCUCAGUAAACCAUUUAGCCAGAGGGAAUAUGAUCAGCUGGUUCACAGGGCUAGUAUUCACAUUGCGGCGACGAAAGAACGGCGGACACGCGCAGGUGUGAAGUACUUCCCUUCUACACACGAAAAGAACAAAUCAUAUUUUGAUUCUUUCCCAGAUCUUGAGGAACAAGUAAAAAGCACCAGCUAUCCCAAUCAGUUAUCUCUGUUGCGUGGGUUUUUCUUCUGGUUGAAGAAUAUUGGGCAUGAAGAUCAAUUCAGGCCAUGGAGAGAUGAUUUCACACAUUACAAAGUUAUUUCAUCUAUGGAAUGAUGUCUCAGUAAUUAACCAGGACCCUGGAAAAUAAAGUUCCCACAUAUUGGCCCGGAUCGCAGCUGAGGGCUUCAAUCUUUGUCAUGGUUGGCGUCCAGUGAUUUAAGGAUUGGAUAUGGUUGAUUCCGUUGUAAUAGCUGUCUACCUGGUAGUACUGCUGUUAGAUGUUUGAGGCCUGUGAUGUGAUGUUCAUCUUGGUAUCCUGGACUUAUUUCACAUUCUGGAUGUACCUGGUUACUUUCUGUUCGAACAUACGUAACUUUGAUUUCAUUAACGAAAUUAACGAAAUCGGUAGCUAUGCUCCUUGAAUUGAAAA
Molecule: messenger RNA, 1406 nt
Organism: Brachypodium distachyon (stiff brome)
Lineage: Eukaryota; Viridiplantae; Streptophyta; Magnoliopsida; Poales; Poaceae
Exons: 4
Coding region: 104-1090 (328 amino acids)
Source: RefSeq, a predicted model, not a curated record